This is a messenger RNA of Penicillium soppii, 1614 nucleotides long. Its product is annotated as WASH complex F-actin capping protein beta subunit. Gene Ontology annotation, cellular component: actin cortical patch; F-actin capping protein complex; cytoplasm. Gene Ontology annotation, biological process: actin cytoskeleton organization; cell morphogenesis; barbed-end actin filament capping. The transcript is spliced from 5 exons. Gene Ontology annotation, molecular function: actin filament binding. Bases 1 to 1614 code for a protein of 537 amino acids. Lineage: Eukaryota; Fungi; Ascomycota; Eurotiomycetes; Eurotiales; Aspergillaceae. The record is from RefSeq and is a predicted model, not a curated record.
AUGGAUGAUACAAGCGAAGAGUUCCAAGUACUCUUCAGCGCAAUGUCUGCCUUUGUGGCAGACUGCAUGUCCGGCCAUGACCCAUCACACAAUCCAGCCCACGUCCACCGGGUGGUAGCACUUGCGAACAAGAUCCUGGAAGCAGAGCGGCGCCUGCACCCCUCAACACAAUACAACGGUGCAGUCGUCAAGCUAGCAGCACUACUGCACGACAUCGGAGACAGAAAAUAUUUGUCAAAACUUGAUGCAGGACCUGGGGGCGAAGCACCCGAUCCAACAACCAUGGUCGAACAUGCGCUCCGUGCACGGGGCGCGGCGCCUGCACUCGCCUCCCGAGUUCAAACCAUCGUGUCGCAUGUUUCUUAUACGACUGAGUGCAAGGAUCCAUCUUUGAUUCGUCGCCUGAUUGAUGAAGAAGGGAUUGUGGAGCUUGGUGUUGUGCAGGAUGCGGAUCGGCUGGAUGCCAUUGGAGCUGUUGGUAUUGGGAGGUGUUUUACUUUCCUUGGCGCCGUUGGGAAGAAGUAUUGUGCUGAUGGGAAGUGGGAGAUGAAUAAUUCUAUUGAGCACUUUGGGGAUAAGUUGGUUAAGCUUGAAGGGAUGAUGAAGACUACUACUGGUAGGGAGAUGGCUAGAGUGCGGACGGAGAGGUUGAAGAUUUUUGAGGGCUGGUGGGAAGAGGAGAUGGAUCUUAUCUAUUGCCACACGGCUAAUCAUCAAAGUGCACGCACCUCCUCCGCCCGAGAUAAACACCGCCAUCAACCGGAGAAGAGUAGUGCAUACAACCAACCCUCGCAACCAUGGCUGAUGCACAAUUCGAUAGCGCACUCCAUUACCUCUAUUGUUCCCGAACUCACCGAAGACCUCCUCUCAUCUGUGGAUCAGCCCCUGGAGGUUCGCCGCUGCUCGCAGACAAACCGCGACUACUUGCUCUGUGAUUACAACCGUGACGGCGAUAGCUACCGGUCACCAUGGAGCAACGAAUUUGACCCUCCGCUUGAGGAUGGCACUGUGCCCAGUGAGCGGGUGCGCAAGCUCGAGGUUGCUGCCAAUGAGUCGUUCGAUGUUUACCGCGAGCUGUACUACGAGGGUGGUGUAGGAAGUGUUUAUUUCUGGGACCUGGAUGAUGGGUUUGCGGGUGUUAUUCUUUUGAAGAAGGGUGUCACCCCCGGGUCCCAAAGCUCCGGCGAAUGGGACAGCAUUCACGUCUUCGAGGCGACUGAUCGUGCUCGCAUGUCCCACUACAAACUCACCAGUACUGUUAUCCUUCACCUCGCCAACAAAUCCGAGGCUCUUGGUGAUAUGGACUUGAGUGGAAACAUGACUCGCCAGGUGGAGGUUGAUAUGCCCGUCGAGUCGGAUGCUAGCCAUGUUGCCAAUGUCGGCAGGCUGGUUGAGGAUAUGGAAUUGAAGAUGCGCAAUCUACUACGUAUGUUACUAGUUGCCCGGCCACACAUUUUGAGAGAUAUGCUAACCGGGGGCGCUCAUAUGACAGAGGAGGUGUAUUUUGGCAAAGCCAAGGAUGUCGUUGGUGAACUCCGAAGCUUGGGCCCGUUGUCCGAUGCGAACAGAGACCGGGAAACCCAGCGGGAGAUGAUCGCGUCCAUGCAGAAGUAG